Molecule: messenger RNA, 1662 nt
Organism: Notodromas monacha
Lineage: Eukaryota; Metazoa; Arthropoda; Ostracoda; Podocopida; Cyprididae
Source: the annotation of a GenBank genome assembly
UUUAUUUAGGAAUAUUUAUUUCGUAUCAGUUUAUAGUAAUUUUUAGCCAUCAUGUCUUCCAUUGAACUUCAAGAAAGCUCAUCAGAACCUUCUAGUCCGGCUGUGAUGGCAAAUCAGAAAAAAUCCUCAAGCGUUUUCAGUCAAUUGUCCCUCAUGAAGCAGGAUUUGACAGGGUUUUUGGUCUACGCCAUCAUCUGCGCUGUUCUCGGUAUGUUCCAGUUCGGCUUCAACACUGGAGUGAUCAAUGCUCCACAGGAUUUGAUCAAGUCGUUCAUUGCGGAUAUUUGGAAGGAUCGAUAUGAGAAAGACAUAGACGGAAGCAAACUUGAUUUUUUGUGGUCUGUGGCAGUUUCAAUCUUUGCUAUCGGUGGUAUGAUCGGAGGAUUUUCUGGAGGUUUUGUCGCUAACCACUUCGGAAGGCGAGGUGGCUUGCUCAUGAAUAAUGUUCUUGGUGUCAUUGGUGGUUGCCUCCUGGGGUUUGCGAAGAGCGCCUUUUCUUACGAGAUGCUGAUAUUCGGACGUUUUCUGAUCGGCGUGAAUUGUGGACUCAAUACGUCUCUAGCCCCGAUGUACAUCAGUGAAAUAUCUCCGUUGAAUCUACGCGGUGGACUGGGUGUUGUGAAUCAAUUAGCUGUGACGAUCGGACUGCUGCUGUCUCAAAUUCUCGGCAUUGAACAGAUUCUUGGAACUGCCAGCGGAUGGCCCAUUCUCUUGGGUCUAGCAUUGUGUCCUGCAGUUAUUCAGUUGGUCCUGUUGCCUAUGUGCCCCGAGUCCCCGCGUUACCUACUAAUAUUGCGAAAUCGGGAGGACGACGCUCGAAAAGCAUUGACGCGAUUGAGGAAUUCAUUGGACGUCGAGGAUGAUCUCCAGGAAAUGCGCAAAGAAGAAAGGAUUCAUUCGCAAGAGCCAGAGGUAUCAAUGAUGAAGUUGAUCACAUCGAAAUCGCUGCGAAUGCCGCUCAUCAUCAGCGUUAUUAUGCAGCUAUCGCAGCAGUUAUCUGGGAUAAAUGCUGUUUUUUAUUAUUCCGUCGGUUUUUUCGAAAGUGCUGGGCUGUCAGCUUUGGCUGCUCGAGGUGCCACAAUAGGAGUCGGUGCGGAAAUGGUGAUAAUGACGAUUGUGUCGAUUCCGCUGAUGGAAUCGGCUGGACGAAGAACUCUUCACUUGUUCGGUUUGGGGGGAAUGUUUAUAUUUUCUCUGUUCAUCACGGUUUCGCUUCUUCUGCGCGCUACAAUGGAAUGGGCAAGUUACUUAUCAGUGAUCUGCACAUUAUGCUUCGUGGUAUUUUUUGCUGUUGGACCUGGCUCAAUUCCAUGGAUGAUAACUGCUGAACUUUUCUCCACUGGCCCGCGACCAGCAGCCAUGUCAAUUGCCGUGCUGAUCAAUUGGCUUGCAAAUUUCGCCGUUGGAAUUAGCGUGCCUCCGUUGCAGCGUUUGUUGGAAGACUAUACUUUUGUUCCCUUCACCGUUCUUCUUGGAGGAUUUUGGGUAUUUACCUACAUGUUUGUUCCAGAAACCAGAGGCAAAACGUUCGAGGAAAUCUCGAGACUUUUCCGACGCGAUGAACCUAAGACAAGGUUCGUGUCGGAAUUCAUUUUCAUCAAAUCUCCCGGUUUGCUUAUGGUCAUGUUGACAGAAAUCAGUCAUGCGCUCAAAUACCUGUAA